CUGGAGCUUUUCGGGCAGAGUUGUUGGUCAGACAGCCAUUGCGGUAUCGUGGCUCCGUAACUAAACGUCAAAAUCCACGUAAAAUUGGGCCUGGCAGCACACGGGGAGCCUGUUUUUACAUGAAUAUACGAGCUAACACUUUACCACCACCGAUCUACGUCUAAAAAACGGGACCCACCAGCUCCGGAUAUGUCCUUCAUCUUCGAUUGGCUUUAUAGCGGUUUCAAUAGUGUUCUACAGUUAUUAGGACUGUACAAGAAGUCGGGGAAGUUAGUAUUUCUGGGCCUGGACAAUGCCGGCAAAACCACACUACUGCACAUGCUCAAAGACGACAGACUGGGCCAGCACGUGCCAACCCUACAUCCCACGUCUGAGGAGCUGACGAUCGCAGGGAUGACCUUCACCACAUUUGACCUUGGAGGACACGCACAAGCACGCAGAGUGUGGAAAAACUACCUCCCCGCCAUCAACGGCAUCGUGUUCCUGGUGGACUGUGCGGACCACGGGCGACUGGCAGAGUCCAAAGCAGAACUCGAUGCGUUGAUGACAGAUGAGACGAUUGGAAACGUGCCUAUCCUGAUCCUGGGGAAUAAAAUUGACCGGGCGGACGCCAUCAGUGAAGAGAAACUGAGGGAGUGCUUCGGACUCUAUGGACAGACCACAGGAAAGGGGACCAUCCCUCUGAAAGACCUGAACACACGCCCCCUAGAGGUGUUCAUGUGCAGCGUGCUGAAGCGACAGGGCUACGGAGAGGGCUUCCGCUGGCUCUCCCAAUACAUCGACUAAACAACAACCACCACCACCAACUACCAACAAACAAACAAACAAACAAACCAACAUCUAAAAUCACCAACCAGAUCCACCACCUCCUCCAUGUGACCACCGGGGGCGCUAUACCCAGCCACUCUCACCACAACAGCCAUAACCCCCGCAGACUCCCCCAUAGACUCGAUACGGUUGGACAUUUUGCACUUCAGAAAAUCAUUUUUCUUUUUUUUUUUCUUUUUUCCAAGAGCCGCAAAUCCAAGAAGUCCAACUUUUGUAAUCUUUUUAGUGUCUGUCUCUUCACCUCUUCUCUUCUCUUCGUUCAGUGUAGAUGACUCUCUCUAUAAAUAUCACUGUACAUUCCUAUAAGCUCAUUGAUUUAGGUCACAGCAAUCUUCUGUGUCUCCUCAAAUAGAAACCAUUUGCCGUUUUUUAACAGUCCUCAUUUUCAUUCACAUUGUAAUCUAGUCAUUCAUUUUUUUUCAAUAAAAUACAAAAUAUGGCCACGUAAACAGCACUCAUAUGUAGUGUUGAAACAUUAUCAAAUUUAAAGCCUCACUGCGUCACUUGCGCCUCUUUGCUCGUCUCCACGGAGAUGUUAUUGCCUCGCCUGGGUUGUUCCACAGUAUGGCGUUAAACUUCUCUAUCUAGCUUUUAUUUAAAGUGUUUCUAUUGCUCAGAUAUACCUUGAAAAACGCGCAUUCUUCCCCGCUCGACUAAUACCAUGCUGCAGAACAUCGCAAGAAACAGCAAUAACUCGCAGAAAAGUUGCGCAGUGGAGCUUUAAAAGUCUUUCUCGAGGUGGUUUUUCUAUGUUGUAGCGUCCGAAUAAGCAGAUAGAACGCAUUUUUGAGACAGUUUAGGUGGAUGGAUGACCAAUUGAGUGGGGGUUUUAAUAGAAAUAAUGGAGCUCAACAGUCCCGCCCACUUCCAAGUCCACUCUAAUUCCGGAACAAAAUUUCGAUUCAUUUUUCCCGUCGACUUUCCAAAAAAAUUCUAAUAUUGAGAGUUUAAAGACCCGGCAAAGGCUGACUGAAGUCCUUAACGCUGUAGUUUUAAGCAUGUUUAAAGCUCUUAACUUGAUGGUUUAUUGAUAUUUUGCUCUGACAUCAUUCUGGGGGUGUUCUAUCUGUAUCUCUGUGGUGACAUGUUCAACAGUUACCACGGCGACACAAUGCACACAUUAGCAAAAACUGCCAGAAAUGUCAUAAGAUAGUCUGAAAACUCACAAAAAAACACGAAAAGGAUUUAAACUGUGCACUUUGAUCAUGUUUAAGUGUUUGAUUUUCAGCAAAAAGGUGAGUGGGACUAACUGAAAAACUGCUACCUGUCCUGUGAUGAGUCAUUUUACGUGUGAGAAAUCGGCACAAAUCGGCUCACCUGUCAGUCCGUUCUUUCGGGUCAGAUUAAAGACAAACUUCAAUAUUAUUUUUUUGGAAUGUUGAUGGGAAAACUGAAUGGGAGUUUUGCUCGGGGAAGCAGGCUGUGUGUGGACACUGUUGGGCCCCGUUUGUCUGUAGUGGAUGAACUCAAACGGCUCGAUGCAGUACUUUGAAGGAGGGAGCAGUCGUAGUUUAAAAGCCCAUAUUAUUUAACAGGGUGGAGUUUUAGCGACCAAGAAGAAAUGAAUUACAAAAUGUGUCCAAAAAGUGAUAUUUUUAUUGAAGAGAAUAAAAAAAUAUAACACACGCUCUAUGUAACUUUUCCGGUGGAGAGUCGACCACACACUUGUCUCCGUCUUGCUUUGCCUCAAAAGUUCCAGAGUAUGGCAUUAAACUAGUGUGCAUCUAUAAUUACUGGCCUAGAUUGAUAAUGAAUGCCCUAUUGUGGAACAUGGUGGAGACAAGCAGGUAGCGGACCCUCCACCAGAAAAAGGAUCUGAUAAUAUUUAUAGUAAACCGCACAUUUCAAACGCAGGAUUGUAACAAAAAGAAAUGAUGAAUCAACUAUUUUUAAUCAAUAUUACAAAAAUGUAUAGUGCACUUCUUCAGUAUGAGAUGUCAUGAAUACUGCUUUCUGGACAUAUUUUGUUGGCCCUAUAGUAAAAACAGGGCCUAAAUCUUGAUUCUAACCUUAAAGGGACCAUACAUUUAUGAAGUGUACCCAAUAACGUACAUGGAUUUUUGUAUUUCCAAGAUGGUGUCCUUUAGACUGUGCAUUACAACACAAACUUUAUGCAUGCCUUCUUAUUUUUACAAUAUUCCAGUGAAAAGGAGGGAGGAGAACAUGCCAAAACGAACCAGGAACGCUGAAAUGUAAAGUGUUUUUUUAAUGGAUUUCUGUCCCUAUAUUGUCUAAUACACAGUCCAUUCCCAUUAUGUCCAAUUAGACCAACAGAAAGACUACGGGACGAUGCUGUUUUUUGAAUCAAACAAAUGUAAUAAAUGUUUGCAAUGAAUAACAGGCUUUGAGUCCAUUUGGAGUAAAAAUAAAUGAUAUUAUUAGUACAACAAA
Molecule: messenger RNA, 3219 nt
Organism: Boleophthalmus pectinirostris (great blue-spotted mudskipper)
Lineage: Eukaryota; Metazoa; Chordata; Actinopteri; Gobiiformes; Gobiidae
Gene: sar1b
Product: secretion associated, Ras related GTPase 1B
Exons: 7
Coding region: 190-786 (198 amino acids)
Biological process (GO): vesicle organization; membrane organization; intracellular protein transport
Cellular component (GO): endoplasmic reticulum exit site; COPII vesicle coat
Molecular function (GO): GTPase activity; GTP binding
Source: RefSeq, a predicted model, not a curated record